CCUGCGGCAGAGACCACGUGACAACACACAACCAAUAGCGAGAGGUUUUAAUAGGUGCAGGUGUCGAUGGCUGCGCCGUUUUCUCCGUACUUCUGAAUACUUUAUAACCUGCUUCUAAAAACACACACUUUAACGUAACACCUGGAAGUUAGGAGUGUAUCUCUUUUUGUAAACUGGACUGUCAAUGACAUGGCCGCCAUUUUUGUAGCAUUUACUUUGGUGAGUUCGUCUUGGUGGAGCACCUCUGGCCUCGCUCAUGGUCAAGAAUGUACUGAUGCGGCCCGUUUUGAGGAGCGUACACUCUACACGGGGCAACAGAAUCCUCCAUACCGCCUUAGUUGCUCCUUUCCCCAAACAAGUGGCGACCCACAGCCAAAGCCCACCUGGCUCAAGGACUGUCAGCCUCUUGGCGCCCAGCAGGGAAAUUCCUACCUUGAGUUUGCAAACAUCUCUCUGGAAGAUGGCGGGAAUUAUACCUGUUUUCAGCCCGGCAACAGUACAGCAUUAUUCACUGUGCGUCUCAUUGUUAAAGCAUCUAAGUGCAGCAGAGCUCCAGAGUUCCAGUUGAAUGAGGUUACGAGAAAGGUCUGGGCAAAGAUGGGAUCUACUGUGAAUCUAAAUUGCACCGCCCUACUUUCCUGGGACCCCAGCGACAAGCAAUGUGACUCCUCGCUGCAAUGGACAAAAGACGGGCAUCCUGUCAACCACUCCCUGCUUUUGCAAAACAACUCUUCAUGGUUUCUGGCUGGAGGUGAGCUGAUGAUGAGCAGUGUGCUGGUGGUCCACCUUAAGGCUUUAGAAGACUUUGGAAUGUACAUCUGCUCAUUGAGGAACUCUUCCUCUGCAUACAACCUGCUAAGAUCAAACAGCCCAAGCCACACCGCCGCCGUCACUGCGGCCUUCAUAAUACUCCUCCUGCUUGCCAUCGCAGCUGUCAUCUACACCAAGUGCCACCUAAACAUCAAACUGUGGUACCGCAACACUUACGGAGACUAUGAGAUAAAUGACGGCAAGUUGUACGACGCCUACAUCUCCUACGUGAACAAUGACUACGACAGGAAGUUCAUCAACUUUAUUCUCAAACCUCACCUGGAGAAUAAACAAGCGCAGAAGGUGCAUCUCAAUGAUAACGAUAUCCUGCCUGGUUUAGAACCUUCUGACGAGCUGCUAAUGAACAUCAGUCGCUCCCGGCGUCUUAUCGUGUUACUAUCUCACGCGUACCUCGAGCAGGACUGGUGCAGCAACGACUUCAGACGGGGCCUGCUGCACUUGUUAGAGCUGUGCCGGCAGCCCAUCGUUAUCAUGCUGGACGGUCAGCUAAAGCGCAUGAGGCCCGAGAUCAAGCAGCAGCUUACUGAGCACCAACACUGUCUCACCAUUCUCACAUGGAGGCAGAACUCUGUGACUCCCUCCUCCACGUUCUGGAAGGAGCUGGCUUUAGCCAUGCCUCGCAGGAUGGUUUUUCACAGUGAGGCAGCGGGGGACCCCCAAAUGGUAUUACAUGAUGACAAAGACCCCAUGCUGACCCUUGACCCUGACUAUCUGGAUUGCCGCUCUGACACCGACCCCGCUGGAGACCUGGGCGUGCGCCUCCCCGUGUACAAGGCUAUGACCUCAAAGGCCCCAGUUCUCCCGGUUAUAUCCAGCAAUGUGCGAGAACCCAGAAACUUAGAUUUAGACGUGUCGGACCUGGAAACACGCCAGUAUGGAGCCCGUUCAGACUUCUACUGCCUGGUCACUAAAGAGGACAUCUGACACUCAUCCGGCCUAUUUUACACUUUUGUGCAUUAGCUAAAUGUUAAUCUCUUUUUGCAUUUUUGAUAUGUAAAUUUAGGAAUGUAAUUAUCAUUUUCAGUCUUCAAUGUGGUCGAAGGUGAUGCUCAAUGCCCAGCAGAGGGCAGACUCGUGUCAGGGAAGACCAAAGUAUUGUCAGUCUUCAACAUAACAAGUGCAAAGUGCCUAAGACAACUCAACUGCAGGGCUUCAGUUUGCAACAUGAACACAACCUUUGUCCACGUGGGGCUCACACGUGGUCAGGUGAAAUAAGUUACUUGCCUGCUUGAGCAUUCAUGGAGUCAUUACGAGACUGAAGAGGGAGGCUCAAGAAAGGUGCAGCAGGGAAGGGCUGGAAUCGUUCCUGUCUGAGCAGGAGAAAAUAUGUAAACGGGGAGUGGUCGACAUAUCGGCCUGUAAAAGACUUACACAUGUACCUCACUUGGUUGGCAGAUCUAUUUCUUUAUUCAAUCAAAGCUGCACAUUAAGCAAACAACAUUUAAACAUUCUUUUCAAAAUGGACACCGGUCACCACAGUUGUCAGGACAAAAAUGAAGGUGAAGGUGUCAAAUUAUGUGAUGGAUCAGUUACAAAAAUAAAAACACAUGGAAACUUGUUAGGACUGCAUUCUUUCAGC
Messenger RNA from Corythoichthys intestinalis (scribbled pipefish), 2410 nucleotides. It is a transcript of the gene sigirr, whose product is annotated as single immunoglobulin and toll-interleukin 1 receptor (TIR) domain. Gene Ontology annotation, biological process: signal transduction. The coding region runs from base 190 to 1755 and encodes 521 amino acids. The record is from RefSeq and is a predicted model, not a curated record. The transcript is spliced from 10 exons. NCBI's taxonomy places the organism in Eukaryota, Metazoa, Chordata, Actinopteri, Syngnathiformes, Syngnathidae.